This is a messenger RNA of Coffea arabica (coffee), 687 nucleotides long. RefSeq lists its product as uncharacterized. The record is from RefSeq and is a predicted model, not a curated record. NCBI's taxonomy places the organism in Eukaryota, Viridiplantae, Streptophyta, Magnoliopsida, Gentianales, Rubiaceae.
AUGGCAAUGCCAACUUAUGCAAUGUCAUGUUUUAAGCUUCCAGUAAAGUUAUGCAAAGAAAUCAACGCUCUGAUGGCAAGAUUCUGGUGGGGGGAGGAUAAUGGGAGGAGGAAAAUACAUUGGUGUUCAUGGAAAAUGAUGUCAACUGAAAAGAACACCGGUGGACUGGGUUUUAAAGAUCUCCAAGGCUUUAAUAAAGCUUUGCUAGGCAAGCAGAUUUGGAGGAUUCUCACAUGCCUGAAUCUUUUGCUUAGUAAAGUGUUGAGAGCUAAGUACUACCCCAAGACAUCACCACUGAGCUGUGAAGUAAAAGGUAAUGCAUCAUGGAUAUGGAAGAGUUUGAUGGGAGCAAGAGAUGUGGUGCAGCGUGGAGCUAGGAAAAAAAUUGGAAAUGGAAAGAGCACCAAAAUUUGGGAAGAUGCUUGGCUACUGGAAGGCAAGGAAGGCAAGGUAGAAUCCCCAAAACCCCCGGAUUGUAAGGUCACAAAAGUUAGUGAGCUAAUAUCUGGCUUUAGAUGGAAAUCACCACUCAUUUUUAGGACCUUUAGCUCACAUGAAGCUGGAAAUAUACUCAAAACGCCUAUAAGUUUGACAAGUAGACCUGAUUGCUACUUUUGGAGUCAUAGCAAAAAUGGACAAUACGCGGUCAGGUCUGCUUAUGAAGCAUUGACAAAGGAGGAUAAGUAG